AUGAGCAAAGAAGAAUUCUUGAAGAUCCAGACUUGUGUCCUCAAGGUCAAUAUACACUGUGAUGGAUGUAAGCAUAAAGUGAAGAAAAUCCUGCAGAAGAUUGAUGGUGUGUACACCAUGAAGAUAGACUCGGAGCAAGGUAAGGUGAUUGUGUCCGGUAACAUUGACCCGGCCGCCAUCAUCAAGAAGCUUAACAAGAAUGGGAAGCACGCCGAGCUAUGGAGUUCUCCGAAGCCCAUCAACAACCAUCAAAAUCAGCUCAACAACCAGCUAAAGAACCUCCAAAUCUACAACGGCAAGGGCGGUAAUAACAGUGUCAACAAGCAGCAGCAGCAGCAGCCGGGACAAAAGGGUUGUAACAACAACCACCCCAAGGGAGGAGGAGGCGGCGGCCCCCCUCACCCCCAGCAGCAGAUGCAGAUGAAGGGGCUGCCGGAUCUGAAGCUGCCACCUCACUUCCUCAAGGACAUGAAAAUGCCUCCUGCGCUCGGGCCCCCAAAUGGCAAGGGGCAGAAUGGGAAACCCGGCGGCGGAGGCAAGCCGCCUCCCAUGGAUGACGGGCUGAGUGAUGACGAAUUUGAUGACGAUGAUCACGAGUUCGACGACGACGACGAUGACUAUGACGAUGAUGAUCUCGAUGAUGAUGAUGAUGAGUUUGAUGAUGAUGAUGAUGAGGUGGAUGACAUCAUCCAUCCGAACAAGCCGAAGGCCGGCAUCAUGAGUGGAUACGGGCACGGAGGCCCGAACAUGCCGCCCAAUGCCUUGAUGAUGAAUGGUUUCAAGGAGGCCGGGGAGAACCAAAAUCAGGGUGGGGGAAAGAACGGUGGCGGCAGUGGGGCACCGAAUAUGAAUGGAUUCAUGGGGAACAAAGGGCCACAUGGCAUGCCCAACAUGACGAUGAACCGCAAUCAUCAUCCGGCAGCCGUGCAGGGUUUGCCAGCCAUGAAUGGCCCGGGACCAAUGGGUGGGCAGCAGCAGCAACAGCAGCAGUUGGCGGCAAUGAUGAUGAACCAGCAGCGGGCCAAUGGGAACGAGCGCUUCCAGCCGAUGAUGUAUGCGAGGCCACCGCCGGCUGUCAACUACAUGCCACCACCGGGCUAUGGGCAUACGCCAGGCUAUCCAUAUCCACCCCCGCCGGGCUACGGGCAUCCGCCGGGCUACCCAUACCCACCACCACCGGGCGAGCGGGUGGACCAGUACACAAUGUUCAGCGACGAGAAUACAUCCAGCUGUACCAUGAUGUGA
Striga hermonthica is the source of this 1245-nucleotide messenger RNA. The record is from the annotation of a GenBank genome assembly. Lineage: Eukaryota; Viridiplantae; Streptophyta; Magnoliopsida; Lamiales; Orobanchaceae.